Orcinus orca (killer whale) is the source of this 7757-nucleotide messenger RNA. It is a transcript of the gene DCAF10, whose product is annotated as DDB1 and CUL4 associated factor 10. Gene Ontology annotation, molecular function: protein binding. The record is from RefSeq and is a predicted model, not a curated record. Bases 347 to 1075 code for a protein of 242 amino acids. Gene Ontology annotation, cellular component: Cul4-RING E3 ubiquitin ligase complex. Lineage: Eukaryota; Metazoa; Chordata; Mammalia; Artiodactyla; Delphinidae. The transcript has 4 exons.
UGUCAUCCCCAAGGACACAGUCUGGUCACUGACAACCACAUACUGAUAAUGUCACAAGCGGUGCCCAGAUGCUAAAGUUACUCCAUGCAGCCCAGACCCUGGGCAUCCUCAGUUGCGCGCCCACGCACCUAGUCGUUCCAGACCUCCAACCCUCCGGGACGCGGUACCCACAGUCGGGCGGUGUCCCUGCUUUCUUGGUCCCCAGCGGAUGAUGGCCGAGAGGCGGCUCGGGUUUCCCAGCCGGUGGGGUUAGGCCAACGUACGCCGGAAGUGGCGGCUGGGGCGGGAGCGCCGAGGUGUCGGCGGGCGGGGCAGCAGCCAGGAGCUGGGGGUCGGUGCGUUGGUCAUGUUUCCCUUCGGGCCCGGUAGCCCCGGAGGGGACAGGGCGGCCGGAGCCGGGGCUGAGGAGCCAGCACCCCACGCGAGACAGGCUGCAGCUGCCGGGCCGCUCCCUUCUCCGCCCCCGUCGCUACAGCCGGGGGCUGACGCAGCCCCUCCCCAGUCGCCCUGCGGGAGCCCUCGCCACCCCUGCGCCCCUUCGCAGCCCCAGGCUGGGCGCGCGGGGGAGCUCCGGCCGCCCGGAGCUCUAAAGCCCUCAGCCGCUUCCGCCCAGGAAGAGCAGUCACCGCCCUCCCCGCCGCGCCGGCAACCUGGGCCUGACUGCAGGGCCGGGAGCCGGGGCCGGCACUGCCUCAGCGCCCGCCUGGGCGGCCCUGGCGCCCAGCUGUUCGGGUGGCUGAGAGAGCGCAGCCUGGGCCGCGGGCUGUUCGUGGAUCCGGCACGAGACAAUUUCCGCACCAUGACUAACCUCUAUGGUUCCAUCCAUCCCGCGGACUCGGUGUACCUCAGCACCCGCACCCAUGGGGCCGUCUUCAACCUCGAGUACUCGCCCGACGGGCUCCGUCCGGCCCUUGGAGGUAGGCGAGCCCGGGACUGGUUUGCUCCCCUUCAGGACCGGCGCUCUGUGAAGGAGAAGUGCCAAAAGCCCCCCGACAGGCUUGUGUUUUUCCCACCUAAGCUUGGUCAAGGGUACGGAGCCUGCAGACUCCCUGUUCCCUGUGCUGACUUGCCCUGAGGGGACAAGUGCGCGGUCCGUCGUUCCUUUGCUCCAGUAAGAUACUAAGACACUGCAGAGAGUCAUAUAUGAGUUAAAUCAGCUUACUGGAUACCGUAACCACUGUCACAAGGACUUCUCAGUACAAAAAGAAGAGGUGAUACAGAAGGUAAGAAUUAAAAUUGUGAAUUUGAUAGAGACCAGACUAGAAUUUGGCACUUAAAAAAAAAAAAAAGAAAGGAUACAUGGACUAGAAGGUAAUUUCUAAAGAAUUCCAAAAAUGUUUUAAGCAAUAGCAACACUGUCAAUAUAAAUCUGUCAACUCCUAAAAUGACAUUUUGAAAAAGGAAAUAUGAUAUUAAUAGAUUAGAUAAUAUGGGACUUUCUUAGGCUAUACUCUAUGAGAACACAUUAGGCACGGCUGUAGAGAAAAUUAGUGUAUUGGAAAAUAGAAGUGAAGAAGUUAUCCAAAAUGCGGACAAGAGAGACAGAGACUGAAAAUAUGAAGGAGGCUUAGUGACAUGAAGCGUAGAGAGAAAAUGCAUAUCAUGUACUUGGUCAGUUCCUAAAGAAAAUGAGAUAGAUAAUAGGGUAAAACAAACUUGAAGCAAUAAUAGCUGAGAGAUUUCCAGAAUUGAAGAAAGGUACCAAACCAUGAUUUAAGAAGCCCAGCACACCCCAAGCAGGAAUUCUCCCUAGCCAUGUAGUGAAACUGCAGGACAACAAAUAUAAAAUCAUAAAAGCUAGAGAAAAAAACCUUCAAAGGAGUAACUAUGUGAGUGAAAGCCAAUUAGUCAUCAAUAAUCAUGUAAAUUAGAGGACAGUCGUGAUUAUUUUUUACUAUGCUGGAAAAAACUGCCAAUCUAGAUGUCUGUACCUAGCAAAGAUAGGUUCUUUGUUCUUGUCAAGAAGAAAGAUGAAAUAAAUACAUAUGCACCCAAUCAGAACUGUAAGGUCAGAGAUAUUAGAAGGAAUGAAGAACAAAGGAUGUGGAAAAUUUGUAUGUAAAAUUAAAUCUGAUUUUCUCUUUUGGGAUUAACAAAGAUGUAGCUAAAAUAGUAGACAACAAUAGCAUAAAUUAUGAAAGGAUGCUCUAAAUUCCUUUUUUCUUUUUUUUGAGGGAGAAUUGUGAUAUAUUAACUUUAGGCUUUAAUGUGUGCAUACCACCAAAAGACAAGUAAAUAUAUUAUUUCCAGACUAGUAGAAGAAACAAUUUUGGAAUGAGAAGAAAAAAUUCCAAAAGAAGUCAAGAAAGGGAAAGGAGAAAAAAGAAAAGGUAUAACAAAAAGCACAAAGAAUGGCUGAAAAUAAAUCCCAAUAUUACUAAUUAUAAUAUAGAAGUACUAGUACUUCUUGUACAUAGGAGAGAGAGGCAUAUAUCAAACACAUUCUAGAAGGAUAGAGAAAGACAUAUCAAACAUUCUAAACAAAAGAAAGCUGGUGAGCUAUAUUAAUAUACAAAAUAGGCUUUAAGGCAAAAAAAAAAAAAUUACUAGAGUUAGAAGGUUACUUCAUAAUGAUAAUAGCUCAAUUCACCUGGAAGAUAAAACAGUUCUGAAAUUGAGGGUUUUUUAUUUAUAUACAUCAAAAAUUGAUAACUUCAAGGAGAAAAGAGAAAAAUAUAUCAUCAUAGGGGAUGAUCUUAAUACACAUUAUAGCAUACCUCAGUUAAGCAGGCAGACACAAACAUAAGGGUACACAAGAUAGAAACAGCACCACUUAAAAUCUUGCUCUAAAGGGCAUGUAUAGAAUACUGCAUUCAGGCCUGAUAUUCAGCUAGUACACAUUGGUUCACCUGUACCAGUUGUUAAAAUAUUAAUAUAUAUCCAUGGUGGUUGAGUAGUUAGUUACUGCCCCAAGCUCACUGAGUGCCUUCCUAGUGCUUAAGCACCUUCCAUAGGAUCUCUCAGUAACCCAUUAUAUAGCAACUGAAGAUUUAAGAACUGGCACAGCAACCUGCCAAGAAACAUCUUACUAGAGACCUUUAGCAUCCACUCUAAGCUCAUCUCCCCAUGCCAGGUAUCCUCCCCGACACACAAAAAAUCCAUAGGCAAAUGCUGAGUGACCAUUUGGCUCCCCUUAGUAUGGGGCUGCCUGCCUUUCUCACACACUCUCCCAGUCAUUCUCACAUGGUCAUUUGUGGGAACUGCAGCCUCUGGGAAGAUCCAGAGAGAUGAAAAGAGCAGUCUGAUGAGAGUAAUGGCACUACUGCAGGCACCAUCCAAACAUUAAUUCUCUUGGCAAAGUGUGCAUACCCAUUGCAGGAUACAAUCCAUGGCAGGUGAAUGAGGUCUAUGAGGAUGGUUUAUGGAUGAAUGACUCCUGGGAUGUACUUUCCUAAUUUUAUCAUUCUUACUGAAUUUCACAUUUAUUUAGUGGGAUAAGUUUGCCAAAAGCCACUGAAUACAGGCCCACCAUGGACAUUAAUAACACUCUAUUAAUGAACUUGACUGCCAACAUUAGUAGUCUCUUUACCAGAAACAUUUAGUUGAGAGAACCGAGAAGCUGAAAGGUCAUGAAACACAAAAGAUUUGUAUUCUGGUUUAUGCUGUUAACUGCUGUAUUACAUUAUGUCUCAUUUGGGCUGAGGGAUUAGGUUUGAUAUAAUUAAAUAUGAUGUCUCAAUAAAUUAUUUUGUGACUUAGUUAUUAAUGUAAUUGAAUAUAAAAAUUAACAGCAAGCAUUAUAAGGGCCAAAAAAUUUUUAAUAUACUUACUGUUAACUGCAGCAAAAGCUGAAAAGAGAAUUCACCUCCCAUGAACAAUUCUGUUGCUAUUAAGAGUGACUUUUUUUUUUACUUAUCAAGUCUACAGGUUACUUGAUGACUACCUAUUUAUGAGGAAUUUUUAAAAAUUGAAGUAUAGUUGAUUUACAAUAUUGUGUUAGUUUCAGGUGUACAGAAAAGUGAUUCAGUUAUAUUUUUUUCAGAUUUUUUUCCAUUAUAGGUUGUUAAAAUAUAUUAAAUAUAAUUCCCUGUGCUAUAUAGUAAAUUCUUGUUGCUUAUCUGUUUUUCGUUAUCUGUCAAUCCCAUACUCCUUAUUUAUCCUUCCCUCCUUCCCUUUCCCCUUUGGUAACCAUAAGUGUGUUUUAUAUGAAUGACUACCUGUUUAACAUGGAAAUUCUUGGAGGGGCUUUAUGCAAUUUCCUGUGGCAGUUCAUGGUUCAGACAAAAGCAUCUGUGUCAAAAAAACGAUUAUGGCUACAAUUUCCAAAAAUUAAUAAAUGAUUGGGAAUUACUAGAAUAAUCUGAUGAACAAUUUGAGUUAGAACUAAUACCACUUGGCAAGCAUUUUUAUAACCUAUAGGUUAGUUUAAUUUUUUAAUGUUUUAAAAUUUUUAUUCAUGUUAAUUUAUAUUACUAUUGAAUAUUUAAUAUUUUUUGAAUAUCACAUUUGACUAUAUGUAUGUAACAGCUGCCUCAUGAUUUUUUUUUUUGCAAACAUACAAGGAUGAUUUAAAAAUUGCUCUCCUGUAAGGCCACAUAUUUCAAAAGAUUAUCAUUAAGUAGUUUCUCAAUAUAAUGUGAUUGCUAGAAAUCAGUAACUAAAAGAAAACUAGAAAAACCUCAUGUAUUUUCAAGUUAAGAAACAUUUAUAAAUAAUUCAUAAGUCAAAGUAGAAAUGAUAAUGGAAAUUAGAAAUAUUUAGAACUAAAUGAUAAUGAAAGUACCACCUUGCAAAAGUUGUGGGAUAUAAGUAAAUCCUCAGUAGGAAAAUUAUAAUCUUUAAUAAACUAGAAAGGAAGACAAGGAAAAUUAGUUAGCUAAGUGUCCAUCUCAAGAAACAGUAAAAAUAGUGAAGUUGUAGUAAAGUAAAUCUGACGAAAGUAAAAGGAAAGAAAUACAGCAAUAAAGAGUAAAAUUAGUGAAAUUCUAAAAAUUAAGUAGAAAUACUCAACAGAAAAAUCUGUCUUCAAAAAGACAAAGAAUAAUGAAAAACACUCAUUAGAUUGAUCAAGAGAAUACCCAAAUAUUCAGAAUGAAAGGGGGACAUAUUUUCUGAUACAAGAAGUAGAGAUUGUAGCUUUCCAGUAGUGGAGUAGAUGGUUUGGACCAACCCUCCAACUGAGAAUAAUUAGAAAAGCUAGAGAAAAACAUAAAUAUCUAAUGUAAGAUAUAAAAAGUUAUGUUUGAAAGGAUUAGAGAAUUGAGGCAAUGAGGAAAUUGCAGGGCCAAGAUCUGCAAAUGGAGGGUAGCCAGAGAUGUGAACCCACCGUUUUAGCCAACUGAAUCUAGCAAUAUGGUAGAAAUGAAAGAUUGAUUUAACAUUAGAAAAUAAAUUAAUGUAAAUCACUACAUUAACAUAUUAAAAAGAAAACUAUAGGAUAAUUUCAAUAAGUGUUAGAAAAUGUUUUAUAUACUUUAAUGUAUAUUAAUGGAAAAAAACACUCAGCAGAUUUUAAGUAGAAGAGAAUUAAUUUCUUUAAUCCAAUAAUAGGAAUCUACCAAAACAAAUAAACCCUACAGCAAACAUUGUGCUUAAUGAUGAAAUGGUGAAUGUAUUCUUGAAGAUAAGGAACAAGAUAAGAGUGCACGCUAUAUUAACAUUUCUAUUCAACAUUGUACUGAAAGUCCUAGCCAGUGCAACAAGGAAAAGAAGUAUUAAAAAGAACAAAGCAGGAACUUCCCUGGUGGCACCGUGGUUAAGAAUCUGCCUGCCAAUGCAGGGGACAUGAGUUCGAGCCCUGGUCCGGGAAGAUUCCACAUGCCGCAGAGCAACUAAGCCCGUGCACCACAAGUACUGAGCCUGUGCUCUAGAGCCCAUAAGCCACAACUACUGAGCCCGCAUGCCACAACUACUGAAGCCCAUGUGCCUAGAGCCUAUGCUUUACAACAAGAGAAGCCACUGCAAUGAGGAGCCCACGCACCACAACGAAGAGUAGUCCGCACUUAACACAGCUAGAGAAAAGCCCGUGCGCAGCAACAAAGACCCAACGCAGCCAAAAAUAAAUAAAUUUAUCUUAAAACAAAGAACAAAGCAACUGUUUAUAGAUAUGAUUAUUGACAAAGAAAACCUAAAAUAACCUAUGAUAAAUUAUUAAAUAAAAUAGCAAGAUUGAUGAUAAAUAAUAUUUUAAAAAUCAGUUACUCUUCUGUGUACCAGCAACAAAUGAAACAAUUUUAAAAAGAACAUUUACAAAAGCAUCAAAAAAACCUCAAGUACCCAGGAAUAGAUAUAACAAAAGAUAGGCAUGAUGCAUAUGGAGAAAAUCUCUGUUGUAAAUGGAGAUAUGACAUGUUCAAGGAUUGGAAGACUCCAUAUUGUCAAGAUGUCAAUUCUAUGCAAACUUUUCUUUAGAUUUAUUACAAUCUCAAUUAAAACCCACAGGUGGAUCUGUGUGUGGGGGGGGGUGUGUGUACAUAACUUCCUAAGUCAAUUCUAAAUGUAUAAGGAUGUUCAAAGUUCCAAGGAUUGUUACAAUACUCUUGCUAAGAAAAUCUUGAAUAUGUGGGAAACUAUGCAUAUUACUGAUGGGAUGAUUCAAUACUGUAUGAUAUAAAUUCUACCAAAUUAAUUUGUAAAGAUACUGCAUCCCAAUAAAAAUACCAACAAGAUUUUUUAGUAGUACCUGAUAAUGCUAUAUCUAAAAUUCAUUUGAAAGAGAAAGUAUGACAUUAGCACCCCAAAAAAUGUUUAUUAGGGCAAUGAGGGGCUUGCUUUGCCACUUGUCAAACCUUUUAGAAAUUAAAAUACUGUGGUGGUAUUGGAUAGACUAGAAUAUAGAGUCCCCAAAAAAAACUUGUGUAUGAUAAAGACAGCAUUUAGAAAAGUAUAGGCUUUGAUGCUGGGACAAAUGACAUCCAUUUUAAAAAGUUACAAAUCAUGCCAUGUACAAAAAUAGAUUGUAAUCUAUUGUAAUAGAUUUUUUGGUAUUAAAACCAAAAAAAUGGGACUUCCCUGGUGGUAGAGUGGUUAGCAAUCUGCCUGCCAAUGCAGGGGACACGAGUUCAAGCCCUGGUCCAGGAAGAUCCCACGUGCCGUGGAGCAGCUAAGCCCGUGAGCCACAACUACUGAGCCUGCGCUCUAGAGCCUGCGAGCCACAACUGCUGAGCUCGCAAGCCACACCUACUGAAGCCCGCGUGCCUAGAGCCUGUGCUCUGCAACAAGAGAAGCCACCGCAAUGAGAAGCCUUGCGCACCGCAAUGAAGAGUAGCCCCCGCUCACCGCAGCUAGAGAAGGCCCGCGCACAGCAACAAAGACCCAACACAGCCAAAAAUAAAUAAAAUAAAAUAAAUUAAUUAAAAAGAAAGACUAUCAGUUUUAUAGGUCUCUCUUUUUUUUAAUAGGUCUCUUAUGUACAGUGUUUAAGACUCUCCCAGAAUCAUUGAUUCAUUACUUUUAUGCACAAAAUUUCAUUUCAUGACUCUUCUGACCAACAAAAAGAAAUGAUUAUUUAUACAUCCUCUAAAAUUACAUAUAUUAAUUUGAAUACUUUUACUCAUCAUGGUCAACUAGCACAAAAAUCCUACAAAAAUCCUUCACAUAUUAGUAAACUUUUGAAAUCCAGAUGCCUCACAAAAGGGUUUAUGCAGACACCCUUUAAAGGAUAAUUUCAUGAUUACUACAUAUGGAAAAAAUUUCAAUUUAGUAGAAUUUUUCCCUCCCCACUUUAUCUAAAAAGUUUGUUCUGAAUAGAAAAAUUUGGCCAUUUAAAAUUCCAUCUUAUGCACUUUCAUCUUAAAGUGUAAAAAUACCAUUUGUUA